Danaus chrysippus (African queen) is the source of this 552-nucleotide messenger RNA. Lineage: Eukaryota; Metazoa; Arthropoda; Insecta; Lepidoptera; Nymphalidae. The record is from the annotation of a GenBank genome assembly.
UUGUCCGUUGGGGAAAAAGGCGUCAGUCGGAGCAUUGAAAAUUCCGCGAGUCAUAGAGAUAUAUGCGCGCAGUCAUACAUUCCUGCUCUAGCUGACGUGUUUUCCCCCACUAAAUAUGCAGGUGUCAUGUCGUGGGUUAAAGCUUCGAAUGGCCACGCUCCGGCAAAUUCUUUGGUAGCUGGUCAUGAUGUUACUGGUGAGCCUAUAUACGUCAUCAGAGCUGAACAUGAGGGAGACCUCAUUCCUGGAAAACUUGUCUCCUCCAACAAAGCUGCUACUAUAUCCUGGGGCUGUAAGGAGAUCUUAAAGACGGAAUACGAGGUGCUAGUUAAGAGUACUAACCAAUGGGUACCAGAUCGUGGUGGUAAUGUCCCAGCUAAUGCUCUUAAAGCAGGCAGGACUCGGGAAGACGAUCCUUUAUAUAUAGGCAGAGUUCAUUACCUGAAUUCAAUCACGCCGGGCAAAGUUCACCCAAAGCAUGGCCUUUGUUACAUAUCUUUUGACGGCAAAGAAUUAAACUUUACCAAUUAUGAAGUGCUUUUGGAAAAUUGA